GCUGAGUCAGCUGAAUCAAACCGGAAGCAAAACCAGCAGCAGCCUGAUCUCGCGCUGCGACCAGCUCACUUUAUUCCACUCUAACAAUAAAAACAUUCAUUUAUUUUAAUUGUGUUUUUCAGCGGGAAACCUCAGUGAGAAGCUCCGUCAGCGAGCAGCGAUGAAGAGGAGUCGACUGCUGGCCGUGCUGGUGGGCGGGGUCUUCUGCGUGGCGGUGAUGUCACUGUACCGCAGGCUGGAGCUGAUGCAGGGGGCGGAGCUUCAGCAGCGCCUGGAGACACCUGAUGGACAGGGGGACGACGAUUUGUCCCGCCUCAAGCAGAAGAUUGACAGGUUGGAGCGUCUCCUUGGCGACAACAACCGUCUGGUUGUGGAGCUGCGUGACUCGCUGUUCCACCACAAAGCAUCAUGGAAAACAACGAGAGGAGGAGGAGGAGCCAAUGUGAGCUCAGACUCCGCCCACAGCCGAGCUGCCGAGCUGCCUGGCUGCCGAUUGGCCAAAGAGAUGAAGGGCGGAGCCGACGGAGUGCAGCUGCUGGACGUUUACGACCUCCUGCCGUUCGAUAAUACCGACGGCGGCGCCUGGAAACAAGGUUUUGAGAUCAGUUACCAAGGCAACGAGUGGGACGAGCAACCGCUGGAAAUUCUUCUGGUUCCUCACUCACACAACGACCCCGGCUGGUUGAAGACGUUUGACCGUUAUUAUGACGACCAGACGAAACAUAUCCUCAACAACAUGUUGAUCAAGCUGACUGAAGACAGCAGGAGGAAGAUGAUUUGGGCAGAAGUCAGUUAUUUCUCUAAAUGGUGGGACGACAUCGACGAGCAGAAGAGAGAGAUGGUCAAACGCCUGGUGAGGGCGGGUCAGCUGGAGCUGGUGACGGGCGGCUGGGUGAUGGCCGACGAAGCAAACUCUCACUACUUCGCUCUGUUGGAUCAGCUGAUCGAGGGACACCAGUGGAUCCAGCGACACCUGGGUGUGAAGCCGAGCAGCGGUUGGGCGGUGGAUCCGUUUGGCCACUCCCCCUCUAUGGCCUACCUGCUGAAGGGGGCGGGACUUAGCAACAUGAUCAUCCAACGCGUUCACUACGCCGUCAAGAAGCACUUCGCCCGGCAACAGACGCUCGAGUUUCAAUGGCGACAGAGCUGGGACUCCUCCCCCCGCAGUGACAUCACGUGUCACAUGAUGCCGUUCUACAGCUACGACGUACCGCACACGUGUGGUCCGAACCCGGCGGUCUGCUGUCAGUUCGAUUUCCACCGCCUGGGGGGGCGGGUCUUCUGUCCAUGGAAGAUACCGCCGCGGCCAAUCACAGAGCAGAAUGUCGAGGAUAGAGCUCUCGUCCUGUUGGAUCAGUACCGACAGAAGUCUCGUCUCUUUCGUUCUCCAGUUCUUCUCGUUCCGCUCGGCGACGACUUUCGAUUUGUGGAGUCCACCGAGUGGGACGCUCAGUUCAGCAACUACCAGAAACUCUUCGACUACUUCAACCAACACCCGGAGCUCCACAUCAAGGCUCGUUUCGGGACUCUCUCAGAUUACUUUGAAGCUCUUCAUCGGCGCUUGAGCGCGGCAGGAACGACUCUGCCGACACUUCGCGGCGACUUUUUCACGUACGCAGACCGUGACGAUCAUUACUGGAGCGGAUACUUCACCUCCAGACCGUUUUACAAACGCCUCGACAGAACGCUGGAGGCCACGCUCAGGGCGACAGAAAUCCUCUUCAGCUUGACGUUGGCUGAAAUGCGUCGUUUCAGUGGCGACGGUCGUCUGGCGGCAGAUUAUCCGGUGCGCGAACACUUCGAGCGUCUGACGACGGGGAGGCGGAACCUGGCGCUAUUCCAGCACCACGACGCCGUCACCGGCACAGCCCGCGACCACGUGGUGGUCGACUACGGCACCAGGUUGUUUCACUCCAUCCUGAACCUGCACCAGGUGCUGCAGAGCUCCGCCCACUGGCUGCUGCUAUUGGACAAGAGCCAGUACCACCACGACCAAUCAAAACCCUUCAUGCAAAUGGAUGAUGUGAUGUCAGCGCAGGACGCUCUGCCUCAGAAGACGCCGCUCACGCUCAGUGAUGAGCCCAGGUCACUAGUGAUCUUCAACCCGACGGAGCAGCUCCGAUCGUCCGUCAUCAGCGUCGUAGUCGACUCUGUGGACGCUCGUGUUGUCGACGCAGAAACUGGUCGACCAAUGGCUGCGCAGAUCUCUGCGGUGUGGGCGGAGCCGAGUCGGGCGUCCACACAAUCCUUCCAGCUCGACUUCGUGGCCGAACUUCCUCCUCUGUCACUCGUCGUGUAUCAUGUGACCAAAGUCUCCGAUGGCUCCGCCCAACGGGCUCGGUACACCUUCCAUCGCCGCGGCAACCCGCCGACCAUCCAGACCGAACACUUUCAAGUGUCCCGCCCAGAAGGACCUGAGGCCGACGCCCCCCUGUCGCUUAGCAACAAGCACAUCCAAAUCUGGAGCUCCCCAGAGACCGGCCUGCUGCAGAAGCUCCGUCUGCAGUCCGGUCUGGUCCGUCAGGUCCAGGUCCAGUUUCUGUGGUACGGGACCAGAAAAAUCCGGGACAAGAGCGGAGCCUACCUGUUCCUGCCUGGGGAGGAGGGGGCCCAGCUCUACUCGUCCUCAGAGCCCCCCCUGGUUCGGGUCUCCAGAGGUCCGGUCUUCUCUGACAUCACUUCCUAUUUCCAACACUUCACUCACAGAGUGCGCCUCUACCACCUGGACGGGCAUGCUGGGAGAUCCCUGGAGAUUUCCAACUUGGUGGACAUCAGGUCAGAAAACAACCAUGAGCUCGCCAUGCGGCUCAUCAGCGACGUCGCCAACGGCAACCGUUUCUACACCGACCUCAACAGCUUCCAGAUGCAGCAGCGCCGGACGCUGUCGAAGCUCCCCCUGCAGGCCAACUUUUACCCGAUGACCUCGGCGUCGUUCCUGCAGGACGCAACGUCUCGUGUGUCUCUGCUGUCGGCUCAAAGUCAGGCCGUCGCUUCACUCCGACCAGGUGAGCUGGAGGUGGUGUUGGACCGGCGGCUGCAGCAGGAUGAUAACCGUGGACUUGGUCAGGGCAUCACCGACAACAAGCUGACGGCGAGUCUCUACCACCUGCUGCUGGAGGACAGGAGGGGCGGGGCUCAGGAAGUGGGAGGAGCCUCAGUGGAACACCUGUCACUGCUCGCCCACCUGACCUCGCUCUCCCUCUGCCACCCGCCAAUCACCAUGGUCGCCCCUAGCGACAGCGUGGCGCCGAAGCUCCGCCCCUUCCUGCCGCUCCGCUUGUCGCUGCCGUGCGACGUUCACCUGCUGAACCUGAGGACGCUGGAAGACUCGAAGGAAGCAGGAAGUCCGUCACAGGAAGUGGCUCUCCUCCUCCACAGAAAGGGUUUUGACUGUAGCUCCGCCCCCGAGCCGCCGCUGCAGUGCACGUGGAGCGCGCACGAGGAGGUGAAUCUGGAUGAUCUCUUCUCUCCUCUUCAGCUGCGUUCGGUCCGCCGGUCGGGUCUCACUCUGCUGCGAGACGACGACGAGCCGGAGCAGCCGGCGCCACGCGUCACUCACCUGCGACCGAUGGAAAUCAGCGCUUUCCGCGUGGAGAUGGACUAAAAGACAAGAACGUAAAAUGUUUCCACUUUUUUGAUCACUGACACCACGAGCCAAUCAGAACCUACUAGACUGCAGAUAUACGAAGGAUUAUCAGUUUAACACUCAAAUCUAAACUGAAAAAGGCAACUUGAAAUGUUAAAGAUGAUUAGAAACUACGGCUGUCU
Molecule: messenger RNA, 3768 nt
Organism: Sebastes umbrosus (honeycomb rockfish)
Lineage: Eukaryota; Metazoa; Chordata; Actinopteri; Perciformes; Sebastidae
Gene: man2a1
Product: mannosidase, alpha, class 2A, member 1
Exons: 24
Coding region: 161-3604 (1147 amino acids)
Biological process (GO): mannose metabolic process; protein deglycosylation; N-glycan processing
Cellular component (GO): Golgi membrane
Molecular function (GO): alpha-mannosidase activity; carbohydrate binding
Source: RefSeq, a predicted model, not a curated record